This is a messenger RNA of Paraphaeosphaeria sporulosa, 803 nucleotides long. RefSeq lists its product as uncharacterized. The record is from RefSeq and is a predicted model, not a curated record. NCBI's taxonomy places the organism in Eukaryota, Fungi, Ascomycota, Dothideomycetes, Pleosporales, Didymosphaeriaceae. The transcript has a single exon. Bases 215 to 652 code for a protein of 145 amino acids.
GUUUCGCUCAUGGUUCGUGUUUGAUGUUCGCGCCUCACGUUGCCUUCCGCAUCGCAGCGCGUCACUGAGCAAGCACAGCCCAAGCACGGUGAGUCUGUUCGUCCCCGUUUCUACCCACCGACGCCAACUUCUGCUCGGCGACCAUCGCACUCUAUGAUGACGGCAGCCACCUUCAGGCCACUUCGCACAGAGUCAGUCGCUGCGCUCGAGCGCCAUGUUGGCCAGCUGUCUCCUCGCCGUUCCUGAUGGUGCGACCGCCUUCGCUUUUUCGCUCUCGCUGUUCAGCUCGUCAUUGUCAACGUCUGUGCUUAUGAUGUCAUUACAUCACCACAUCAUCUUUCUUUCGUCUUAUCGCCUCACAUCUCCUUCGGUCGCAAUUUGGGUCGUAAAGAUCAAGGCCAGAGUGUUUGGUGAGCUGGCAUUCGGCUGCGUUGGCGCACCAGGCGCCUCUGUGGCUCAGCUGGAGCGGCGCCAACUGGCGGAACAUGCUCCAGACAGCUCAACACAUUCAUUUCGCGCAUGUCAUGCAAAGCGCACGAGGGGUUUCCAAAGCUCGCGCUCUGAAGGGCAUGCGACUCAUUUGAAGGGGUCAGGAACCACCCGAGCAUCUGGAGAGGGUGGAACCCGAAACGGCGCGCUGUCCCAGGGCUGAAGCUGGCGCGCCUCGGCACCAGGCAAUCGGCGCUUGCAUUUGUAUGCACAAGCAGCCUCUCGUUAUGCAUCAUGACAUCUGUUGUACAGCUGUACACCGCAUCUCGGUAUCGAUCGCCUCGCUUGACAGUCGGCAGCAAUGUUCCGCAAUA